AUGGAAAGAAUAUGUUACAUAGGCGGAUGCUCCACCUCUCCCCUCACCUCCUCUGCUCCACCUUCCCUCGCCUCCUUUGCGCCACUCUUCCCUCACCUCCUCUGCUCUGCUCUACUCUCACCUCCUCUGGUGCCCUUCCCUCCUCCAGAUGGGCAGCAAGCCACAGGGAACAAUCAUGGGCAGCAAGCCACGCGGAGCGAUCGUAUCGGCGCACGUGCUAAGCCCUUUCCCCCUCUCCACUCUCCCCUUCUCCCAGAUGGGCAGCAAGCCACGGGGAGCGAUCGUAUCGGCGCACGUGCUAAGCCCUUUCCCCCUCUCCACUCUCCCCUUCUCCCAGAUGGGCAGCAAGCCACGGGGAGCGAUCGUAUCGGCGCACGUGCUAAGCCCUUUCCCCCUCUCCACUCUCCCCUUCUCCCAGAUGGGCAGCAAGCCACGGGGAGCGAUCGUAUCGGCGCACGUGCUGGCAAGGCUCAGGUCAUGGGGAGCAAGCCACGGGGAGCGAUUGUAUCCGCGCACGUGCUGGCACGGCUCAGGUCGUGGCGAGGCAGACACAAGCAGAGCGAGUCGCGGUGGGGGCAGGCACUUGUGAAAGUUAAAGCCCAGGCACCAGGUGAAGGGGACGCAGAGUAG
This is a messenger RNA of Closterium sp. Naga37s-1, 630 nucleotides long. NCBI's taxonomy places the organism in Eukaryota, Viridiplantae, Streptophyta, Zygnematophyceae, Desmidiales, Closteriaceae. The record is from the annotation of a GenBank genome assembly.